CGUAGACAGGCAACGCGAAAUACAACAAGCAAUCGUGGCAGCCACCACCGAAAACUUGAAGCAGCAUGGAAGCCAGCAAAGUCAUUCCGUGGCUAAUCAACGUGCGCGACGCGUGCGAGCCGCAUAACGACCCAGGCAUAAUGCCUACCCCUCCUGCCUCCUUUUCGCCCAAGAAGAGAAAGCGGGAUAACGACGACGAGAACGGUGAUGGCUACGACGAGCUGAUUCCCAAGUCAGGGUCCAAUACCGGUGGGCAUGGGCAGCAGGUCCCUAUCGCCAUCCGCCCAUUAAGCCAAGAAUACCAGCAGCUGCAAUACCAGCAGCUGCAAUACCAGCAGCUGCAAUCGGUCAGCCAGCAGCCACUCGCCCCUUUGCCUCUCCCUCUGUCCGAGCUGCAAGCGUCGACCAGCCGCUCCAGCUCCAAGCCAGGCUCCGAGACGUCAUCGAGAUCGAAAUCUAGGAUUACAAUACCUGUGCGAUCCGGCACCUUGCUGUUCCUCGCCAAGCCCGUCAAGUUCGUCGCACUUUCCGAAGACCGCUUCGCCCAGAUCCCCGCCAGCGCCCACAGCCUGCUCUCUGAGAUCAAACGCAUCAUAGUCUACCAGUCAGCAUUCAUCCCUGCCAUGGCUCGCGACAUCAUCAAAAGGGAGCUACCUGAUGGAAAAGGAUGGCCGGAUCAUUGGUUUUUCCGAUCAGACGAUGCUCAAGGAACUCCCGAGCUCGCGCGCGCAGAAAUGCAGUUCAAGGCCUUGCACGAAAUCGUGGCCACCGCCGGGAGGUUCUGGGGGCAGAGGCGCAACAAGCUGGCUUGGAACUGCCUGGCGCAUUGCCCUUUGCUCCAGCUUGCAACGCGCUCCUUUUCUCGCGGCGGCGUUGUUUGUGAGCCGGUUAUGGGUGAAGGCAUUGCCAGCCAUUGGCUUCCGGAGAUGGCCCGCAAGCCGGACGAGGUUGCAAGUGGCAAAAUGGUCGAUUUUGUAUUGGCACUCGACCUUCAGAAUCCGCGCCCACGCGAUCAGGUGCUUGAAAACGCCGUCGUCAGGGUGGUGGGAUGCCAGACUUACGAGUCGCAGUCGAUCAACCAAACCCUUUACGACCCACUAGUCUUCAGUCCAAUUGGGGUGAGCAUUGCCAACGCCACCUAUAUGGAGGGCACCCUCCAGCUCGGUAUUUGGACGGCCGCUUGGCACCGCCGCAUGAGGGACUUGGGAUACACAGAUCAGCUUAUCACCCUGCCCCUUAUUCUUUGCAACGGCUUUGAUUGGAGUUUGUACUUCGCAUGCGAUCGCGGCCACAUGAUUGAGAUUGUCGGUCCUAUCUCGCUUGGCAGCACUGCCAGGAUGGAGACUUUGUAUCCCUUGUUUGCUGUAUUGGUAGAGCUUUGCAAGUGGGUGGAGGGGACUUUGCGCGACUGGUGGAUUACCCAGCUUGGCGGAGAUCCCGCUGCCGGCUGAUCUCUGUUCUUUGACAUGGUUAGGGACUGCGCGCUCGGUAUGACCAACUUGGUAAUCAACCGCAUCCCUAGCAAUUAGUUGUUCCUUUUCUUCCCACAACAACGAUCAGUUACCAAACCUGCAGUUUGCCCUUCAACCUGCAUGCUUCCAC
Molecule: messenger RNA, 1602 nt
Organism: Gaeumannomyces tritici R3-111a-1
Lineage: Eukaryota; Fungi; Ascomycota; Sordariomycetes; Magnaporthales; Magnaporthaceae
Exons: 1
Coding region: 66-1451 (461 amino acids)
Source: RefSeq, a predicted model, not a curated record